UAUCGACGACCGACAGACAUCGGUCGAGUAGCUAUUUAAUUUUUCAAAUAAUUUAUUUAUUUUUCUACUAAUUAUCCCAGUACUUAAUUUGCCUGAAAUGCUACCAAUUUGUUGACAAUAUUAUCACUAGUCAGGCGACCGUAUGUACAUGAAAAUAAUAUAAAAUGUCAUUAGAACAAACUGCUUGUGAUGAUCUUAAGGCUUUCGAGCGGCGCCUUACUGAAGUAAUAGGAUGUCUCCAGCCAGCCACUAUGAGAUGGAGAAUUCUACUGGCAGUGGUGUCAGUCUGCACAGCCAUUGCAGCCUGGCAUUGGCUGACUGAUCCUCUCACUCCAGUGGUUUCCCUCACUCAGUCAUUAUGGAAUCACCCAUUCUUUGCUUUCACAUCUACUUUCUUAGUGUUAUUGUUCAUGAUGGGAGUCCAUAGAAAGGUGAUAGCCCCAAGCAUCAUCACAGCCCGGACACGGUCCGUACUGAAUGACUUCAACAUGUCGUGUGAUGACACCGGCAAGCUGAUACUCAAACCUCGCCCGGCUACCUAAACUCCCCUUUGUAUGUAAUUGUAAAUAUUACUUAAGAAUAAAUUGUUUUAAUUUUAUUUCCUUUCUUCAUCAUCACACCAUGGUUUGGGGGGUGGCAUCAUAUUGGUAGGCAUUAUACUAUCAGGCUUCUGCUGAGAAAGGCUUAAAUUUUAACUAGUCAAAUAUUUACUACUACUACUAUUUCAGAAAUAAGCACACUUUCAAAAAGGUUUAAAAUCCUGUAUUGAUUAAUAAAAAAACUCAAAUCUAUUUAAAGUUUAUUAAUAUUACUUAUAACUUUGGUGUUUUUAUUAUAUACAAUAAAUAAAUCGUAAUUAAACUAGGUUUACCACAGAAACCACAUUAAAUGAUUAACAGAAACAGUACAGACUCAAGAUCAACAAAACCUAAUUGCAUUUGCUAAAUAUUUGGCUAAAUUGACAACAAAUUAAAUAUUUUUGUGUUAAAUGAAUCAGUUAUUGCUUUAUAGAAUCUGUGCUGCUUUUUUCUACCAUAUCUUUUUAUAUUCCUUAUUUAUAAUUUAGACAUCCGAAACGCCAUGGAUGAAGAUCAUAGCAGGUAUAUUUUCACUUUACAAAAUAAUGUUAAUUAAAAAUGAGCUUUAGUUUUUCCUGUUGACACACAUUAUACUGACAACAUAAAAGCUGUUACAGUCAUUAGACGGCAGUAGGAAGUCGUAAAAGUCAUGUCAGAUGCCUUUAGGCGACUUGAAUAAAAUCUGAAACUAGUGUUAACCAUAACACACUCUAUAUUAUAGCUGUAACAGUGAGUUGUGUGUUAAUUUGUUGAUGCUAUAAAGCUCAAAUUUGAAUUGAAUAUAAUUUUACCGGGUGGGUGGUGUGUAUAAAUCUGUUACAGCCUUUAUUCUUCAUUCAUAUCCAAUAAAACUUCUACAAUCAUAAGCAUUUAUUUCGCUUUGCUAACACUAAUAUGCUCACACUAUGUUUAGACUCAACUUGGAGUUACUUCUGGAAUCAUCUAAAUGGAAUUAUUUUAGAAAACUUACAAUUUAUUAAAAAAUAUUGUAGGAAAUAUGACAAGUACCUAUUUAUAAAAAAUCAUUUUGACUUAUCAAUUCCCAUUCUAAAUGCAAUUCAUAGCGAGCAAGAGUAUUUUACGACUUACAAGCAACAAUCAUAAGAUAAGCGAUAUUUCAACAAUGAGUGCCGUUUGUGCAAGGUAACAAAGUUUUAACAUUCGUAUCAUUGAUUCGUCAUCAAUUCUAAAUAAAUUUAAUGUGAUGUUGGGCCAUAGUGCAUUUUUG
Molecule: messenger RNA, 1806 nt
Organism: Plodia interpunctella (Indianmeal moth)
Lineage: Eukaryota; Metazoa; Arthropoda; Insecta; Lepidoptera; Pyralidae
Gene: Cnep1r2
Product: CTD nuclear envelope phosphatase 1 regulatory subunit 2
Exons: 4
Coding region: 165-542 (125 amino acids)
Cellular component (GO): Nem1-Spo7 phosphatase complex; cytoplasm
Source: RefSeq, a predicted model, not a curated record